Messenger RNA from Cylas formicarius (sweet potato weevil), 1239 nucleotides. RefSeq lists its product as uncharacterized. The record is from RefSeq and is a predicted model, not a curated record. The transcript is spliced from 2 exons. Bases 748 to 1065 code for a protein of 105 amino acids. NCBI's taxonomy places the organism in Eukaryota, Metazoa, Arthropoda, Insecta, Coleoptera, Brentidae.
UCACUUUCUUAUAUCUAUGAACAGACCAUACAUGCUUAUAUAUUGUUUGUGGAGGGGAGAACAUGAACAUUUAACAUAAACAGGUAAAGACCUGAGUCGUGGUUAAGAUUUAUAUAGACUAUCGUUUGUAGAAGAAUUAAUUACAUGCAAGAAUUUUAAUUUUAUCUAAUAAAAUUUUGUGUCAGGUUUCAUGAUUGUGUUCGGCAACUGAUAAUGAGUUUAUUUGUCUUAAGGCUGCCACCAAUAAGGCAAUCAGUUAUCCGACACCAUGUUCAUGCCUCUCCCAUAACUCCGCAAGCUAAGGAAGUACAGAGUAGAAUGCGAGUCAGUUUUAGUUAAGCUCUGAAGAAGCCAACAGAAUGAUUGGCCCAAUGUUAGGAAGUUCGAUUCAUCAACAACCGACACAGGAGGAAUCCACAAGUUUUGUGUGAUAAAAACUCGCGAGACAUCUCGUAUAGUUAUUAACAGUAAAUUAAUUAUGUACACAUAUAUGGCAAUUUAUCGAUUAUCGAUUAGUAUCGUUUUAACCAUCAAUAAUUUUUUUAUUAUAAUAAUUGUCACAUUUUGCCAUCUUACUCAAUCGUCUUUGCAUGAAUGAGCGUGUUUAAUUCUUAACAACAUGGAAAAGUCGGGGUCGAAACUAUUCAUACAUAUACACUCAGCGUUCUCGUGCACUUUCACUUUUUUGACGUGCAAAUUAAUCCAUUAGGUACUUAGCUCCGCCACGAAUUUUAAGUGCGCCUUAAAAUGAAAGUGACCAUUUCUUUGAUUCUUCUAAUAGCCUACAAUUUCCCAUCUAACGAUGCCGCUCUCACGAUUGUGCGUGAUUUGGUGCAGUUCAACCUAGCAGGACACCCAGUUUUGCAUAAAUCAAUGCCUUGGCCGUUUGAUCCAGAAAUUGGCAUCAGACGCUCGAGACAGUACCAGGAAUUGAAUGGAAUUUUGGGAGAAAGCCACAUAGAGAGGUUAGGCUUGGGAAUAGAUGGAUAUGAUCGUGAAAGGUUGGCGGCACAACGGGCUAGAGAUGAUGGCCAUUUAGGGGGAGUCGAUUAUCUCACUCCAUGAACAUCAAUGUAAUUGCUGCAAUUUUAAUAAUAUUAAUUACAUUUAGAUUUUGAGUGUUGUUUUAUUUAGAUAUUAUAUAGUAUUCAAAAGUUUCCCCACGAAAUACACAGGGUAACCCAAGCAUGUCGAAAUAUUUAAACAUUACUUCAUUACCAUCAUAAAAGCUCCGCUAUU